Molecule: messenger RNA, 840 nt
Organism: Tinamus guttatus (white-throated tinamou)
Lineage: Eukaryota; Metazoa; Chordata; Aves; Tinamiformes; Tinamidae
Source: RefSeq, a predicted model, not a curated record
AUGGAGCAACUGGUAGAAAUAGCCUACUGUAUGGUUGUGGUUUCUGCUGUAUGUGCAACAUAUGUUGUCUUCAUGCAGGUUGCACAGCUCUUUACAUACUCCUGUCUAACUCAACGAAAGUGGGGAAAGUUCUACAGUUCUACUAAAGUUAUUGCAAAUUUUCAGUGUGUUUUUGGAGCAAAUCUGACAGGCCAUGCAGAGAAAGUUGGCAUUGAAAACUUUGAACUCUUGAAAGUUCUUGGAACAGGAGCCUAUGGAAAAGUGUUCCUAGUAAGGAAAGUAAGUGGCCAUGAUGCUGGAAAGCUGUAUGCCAUGAAAGUUUUGAAGAAAGCAACAAUAGUUCAAAAAGCCAAAACAACUGAGCACACAAGGACAGAGCGACAAGUAUUGGAGCACAUUAGGCAAUCACCAUUUCUGGUCACGUUGCAUUAUGCCUUUCAGACGGAUACAAAGCUUCAUCUCAUAUUAGACUACAUAAACGGAGGCGAAUUGUUUACUCACCUUUCGCAAAGAGAGAGGUUCUCAGAAAAUGAGGUGCAGAUUUACAUUGGAGAAAUUGUUUUGGCGCUUGAACAUCUACAUAAGUUGGGAAUUAUAUAUCGUGAUAUAAAACUUGAGAAUAUUCUCCUCGAUUCUGAUGGCCAUGUGGUGCUGACAGACUUUGGUCUGAGUAAGGAGUUUCUUAAUGAUGAGUUAUUUCCAGGAGGAGAAAUAAAUGGAAUGACAAGGGUUCAGCAUUUUCAGCAGUGGUUAGUCAGAGCAGUGGAAGAGAGGAAGCACAAAGAAGUGGAGAGAGAGGCAGUUUCAGCAGAGAACAGCAGGGCAGCAGGACCUGCUUAG